This is a messenger RNA of Hypoxylon fragiforme, 1851 nucleotides long. RefSeq names its product feruloyl esterase. The record is from RefSeq and is a predicted model, not a curated record. The coding region runs from base 196 to 1749 and encodes 517 amino acids. The transcript is spliced from 3 exons. NCBI's taxonomy places the organism in Eukaryota, Fungi, Ascomycota, Sordariomycetes, Xylariales, Hypoxylaceae.
UCGCAAUCUCCAAAUCUCGGUUCGGCGGUUUUCUACCCCGGAUUUCGAACAUUUCUCCGCAUCGACAAGAUCUCAUCUGGGGUUAGACCGUUGACCGUAUGGACUGAACGACCCGGUUGUUAUACAAGAUGUCUCAACCCCAUUUGCGUAACCACCGCUUCCCAUGACCAAAAUUGACGACAAUAUACAGCCAAAAUGAAGGUUGGAAUUCUCUCGACCUGCUUUUGGAUCGUUUCUGCACGUGGUUUGAGCUUUGGCUCCCCCUGGAAAGUCGAGGAGUGUUCCAAAUUUGCAUCCUCGCUCCACAAGAUAGACGACUCGGGCACGUUCAUUCUAAAUUCCAGCUUUGUCCAGGCGAAAAGUGCAAAUAUCAGCGGUACUUUCAACGCCUUUCCAGUAUGCCGUCUAUUCGCAGAGACCCCGUAUUCCGGGAACAAUUCUGUGGUUUCUGAACUUUGGCUGCCUGCCACUGAGAGUUAUAAUGGUCGUUUUGUGGUAGUUGGAAACGGUGGUAUGGCUGGUACCAUUGCUGAGGGCGACGUUAUUCGUAACCUCAACAAAGGGUACGCAGUAGCAGGAGGUAACUCGGGUCACUUAGCUUCCGAAAACAAUGACGGAAAUGGCGAGCCUGGCGUGUAUAUACCGUAUAUGCAUGAUCAGGAGCAAGUAAAAGCUUGGAUACAUAACUCCAUAUCAUACUUCACGCCAGCGGCUAGGCAGAUGGCAGCGGCAUUCUAUCUCAAACCCCCCAAACACAGCUACUACGAAGGCUGUUCAACGGGGGGCGCUCAAGGUUUUGCUCUUGCCCAGUUUCAUCCGAAUCUAUUCGAUGGUAUCGUGGCAGGAUGUCCCGGUAAUUGGUACUCCCACCUGGCUCUAUCAUUCUUGUGGAAUGCCCAAGUAACCCAGAACUCGAGUUUCUUGCCACAAAUUACACUAGAUCUCAUAACUCAAGCAGUUCUAGGGAAAUGUGACGCCAUCGAUGGAGUUGAGGACGGGGUCCUAGAAAACCCCCUGUUGUGUGAUUUCGACGUCUCAUCAUUGGCAUGCGAAUCGUCUGACACCAACUCGUCUACGUGCCUUGCGCCAGCUCAAGUCGCAGCAGCACAGAAGAUAUACGAGGGGCCUGUCGACUCCCGGACAAAUGUCUCUCUAUACCCAGGGUUCAGCGUAGGAAGCGAGACACAGUGGAUGAACCAGGAAGGAGGGCUCGCGGAAGCAUUUUCCAUCCCAAUUCUGCAGAACAUGGUUUUCGAUAACUUGUCAUACGACCACUUGAAUUUUAACUGGGGCACCGACGUCGAUGCCCUUGACGCUAAAGUCGGCACGUUUAUUGAUGAGAUUAACCCGGAUUUAUCCUCCUUAGAGGCUGCCGGCGCCAAGAUGAUCGUUCUGCAGGGAUGGGCUGACCCCUAUAAUGCCGCUACAUGGCCGAUCCAGCAUCUUCGCAAGAUGGAAGAAGUCUUCGGCGGGGAUGUAAGCGAGUGGUUUCGGCUGUUCAUGGUGCCUGGCGGCGGACACUGCGGGUCGGCCUCGAACUAUCCCCAGGUCCCGGGAACUUGGCACGCGCUCGAAGCCCUUGCAGAAUGGGUCGAAACUAAAAUCCCGCCGGCUUACGUGCUCGGGACAGACCCCUCAGAUGAGAGUUUGAGUGGGAAGACGAGCAAGCUUUGCCCCUGGCCUCAGACUGCUAAGCUUCGCGGUGGUGGUGAUCCGGAUGAUUGGAGUUCAUUCGAUUGUCAAAAUUAGGUACUGUCUAUAUAUCUAAAGCAUCUUCCCAUGUUAGUAGGUUCUUAAGAGGGCAUAUUUCUCAAAUCUUUCAACCGAGGGAUUAAAUGUGUCUAUGAUAUA